UUCUGUUCCAAAGUCCUUCUAGUUUCAAGCUUCUUCUAAACCGAUCUCUUCUCCAAUUAAGUUUCCAAAAAUGUGGCUUAAGACUCUAUUGCUUUCGGUUUUAGUCAUAGCGAGUUAUCCUUUGUCAUCGUCCUGUUUCCGCAUCCAUGCAGAGGACCGAGACGCACUAGAUCAUCCUGUCCUUGGUACCAGCCUCCGUAAGUAUAAGGAUAGUCACCAUUUGAAAACCAACGGGGUACCCUCAUCUAGGAUGAUGAUGAAGACUCAUGAAGACCAGGAUAAUCGUUAUGAUUCGAGUGUAAGAAGCUCAUUACUACCGAGUCACGCACUGCUCAUACAUGCUUCUACGUCAAGAAAUGUUGUAAAUGUCAAUGAUUACCUGAAUGGAAGAGACGGAGAAGUUGACAUGAAUGAGGCAUUCAAUGAAGCUUGGGAGUUGGCAUGCAAAUUAGAAGGAGGAGUUUUCGAAGUCCCCAGUGGUCAAAUCUAUCGUGUUAAGCCCAUCACCUUCUCUGGACCUUGCACGCCUAAUCUUACAAUCAGGAUUCUGGGACAAAUCCGAGCUUCCGUCGAUGCGUCAGACUACAAAGAUGAUCCCCGGGAAUGGCUUGUAUUCCAGAACUUAGACAGCUUCACUGUAGAUGGUGGCGGCAUCAUCAACGGCAAUGGACAGAAAUGGUGGAAAAAAUCUUGCAAGAUCGACAAAACACAGCCGUGUAAGGGAGCACCUACGGCCCUGACGUUCAACGACUGCAAGAACUUCAUGGUAUCGAACCUGAACCUCAAGAAUGCACAACAGAUGCAUGUGAGAAUCCAAAGAUGCAAGAACGUACAGGUGAAAAAUCUGCAAGUAAUUGCGCCGGGAAAUAGCCCAAACACCGACGGAAUUCACGUCACUGGAAGCCAAAAUAUCCUCAUAUCCGAUUCUGUUAUUCGGACAGGGGAUGAUUGUAUAUCGAUAGUCAGCGGGUCGAGCCAUGUUGAGGCGACUAACAUAGUUUGUGGACCAGGCCAUGGAAUCAGCAUUGGUAGCUUAGGAAAAGACAACGGGAAAGACUACGUCUCGGACGUGUUCGUACACGGAGCGAAGCUUUCAGGAACCACAAAUGGCCUGAGGAUAAAGACUUGGCAGGGAGGAUCAGGUUAUGCGAAGAACAUCAUAUUUGAAGACAUUGCAAUGAACAACGUGACCAACCCCAUCAUCAUAGAUCAAAAUUAUUGCGACAAGGAGGGACCGUGUCCCAAACAGAAAUCGGCAGUGCAAGUAAGCAACGUGACAUAUCGAGACAUUAAAGGGACUAGCGCUUCUAAAGUAGCCAUGAAGUUCGAUUGCAGCAAGACGCAUCCCUGUGAAGGAAUAGUCUUGCAGGACAUUGAUCUUAGGAGCCAGUCCGGUGAAGUAGCCAAGGCUUCCUGUCUCAAUGUUAGGUUCCAAAAUAAGGGGCAGGUCUCUCCUAGCUGCCCCUGACAAAAUUUGGGAUCGAUACUACAGGAAACUAUAACGAUGAUAAAAUUGUUUAUUCUUUGUUGCUGUAGAUAUGAUUCGUCCUACCAAUUACUGUUUAUUGUAAGCAAAUUAUAUUUCUGGGAAUAAAAAGUUUCAUCUAA
Punica granatum (pomegranate) is the source of this 1608-nucleotide messenger RNA. NCBI's taxonomy places the organism in Eukaryota, Viridiplantae, Streptophyta, Magnoliopsida, Myrtales, Lythraceae. The record is from RefSeq and is a predicted model, not a curated record.